Messenger RNA from Styela clava, 1271 nucleotides. Its product is annotated as neural cell adhesion molecule 1-A-like. The record is from RefSeq and is a predicted model, not a curated record. NCBI's taxonomy places the organism in Eukaryota, Metazoa, Chordata, Ascidiacea, Stolidobranchia, Styelidae.
AAUUUUUUUUUUUAGUGUUAAAAGCUAUAAUAAGUAUAUAUAUAUAUAUUCAAGAGAUCUUUAUAAAAACAACAUGGCCAGCACUGUCGCAUCACGUGGAACAGAAAGACUCUCAAAUGUGGAAACGCCAAAAUCUGAAGGAGGAAGCCCGAAAAUUACGAGAAAAUUGCGCGGGAAAAGAGCAAAAAUUGGCGGCAAAGUCGUUCUAUCAUGUGCAGCCAACGUUUGUGACGACACAAAGAUAACGUGGUUCAAGAAUGGCGCGGAAUUCACUGUUCCUUUUGUGACAUCACAAGAAGAAAAUGAACACAGGGUUUAUUCGACAAUAAAUGAAGAUGAAAUUGAACUCAUCAUAGACAACGUGCAACGUGACGAUGCCGGUUACUACUUAUGCGUCGCCUCCAAUUCACAAGGGGAAGCAAGUUCCAUGGCUGAACUAUCGGUGAAGGCUUUUUAGCAGAACAAGAGACUAUGACGUCACGGUGACGUCACAUUCCGGUUACGUCAUCAUUUCCAAAAUGCACUUCACUGAAAACAACAUUUCGUGUAUAUAAACUUAGUUAUCACUGUACUCGAAGCUUCUUGUUAUGUGCCUGAAAAGCACAGUGGGCCAUGCCGAAGAGUUGCAAACUAAAGUUGGACGUCGAUUCGACUCACGGACCCACAAGGGUCCACACUCACAGCAUGAAUUUAAAAGGAUUCAUGCAAUAUUAUUCAUAAAUCCGAGGAUGUCGGGCUGACGGCCCAAAAUUUGCGAUCGUAAUCGUCUCAUUGGCUCCCCCUAGCGAUUAUAUUUAUCGAUUUUCAGUAAUUAAUAUCAAAACGUUUUGUCAGUUUAUCUUUAUUUUUUUUAAGUUAUUUUCUUUCAAUUUUUCCUGUCGCUGAAAUUUUAUUCUGUAAAUAAAGAAACGAUGCAAAUAUGAGCGAUUCUUAUAUUAUUAAUGUUGAGCCAUCUGGUGUAAUUGGACACGUAGUGGACAUAACGAUCGUUUCAAUAUUAUGUUGUUCUUGUUCUUUGACACGUUUUUAAAAAGUCGCUUUUCUCUUCGAAUACUAGACCAAUUGCUUUGAAAUUUUCAGUGGUUAAAGAUAAAAAUUUUCUCCAGAAGGCUAAUAUUUGUUUUUUCGCUAUGACGUCAUCAAAAUUAUGUGACUCUACGUGUCCAUAUAUUUGAGCAUAGCUCUCUUGUCUUAGUGCUUUUUAUGUGUCGUUCAAAUUUAGGGAGUGGUAAAUAUUUUCGUUAUUAGUAAUAAAACUAUUUGUAAAUUAU